GGUGAUGAGGCACCUGGGCGAGGCCGCUGUGGCCGCACGUGGUGAUCAGCGAGGCCGCCGCCUGCUCCCAGUACUGGUGGGCGCACUUGCUCUACGUCAACAACUACAUACAGGACGACACGCAUUGCUUCCCGCAGAGCUGGUACCUAGCAGCAGACACGCAACUCUUCGGGCUCGGCCUGCUCGUGUGCAUCCUGUUCCGCAAGCCGCGCGCGCAGAUCAUCGCGCUGACCGUCAUGCUAAUCGUCGCGCUGGCCAUCCCGGCCGCGCAUCUCUAUUUCCAGAACUUGGGGGCUGUGGUGCAUCUAUCGCCUGAAACAUACCGCACCCUUUUCCGGUUCAACGACACAUUCCGCAUCAUCUUCGUGGGCGGUCACACGAACAUGUCUACGUACGCGCUGGGCAUCGCUGGAGGGUUACUCACCUACCACUUGCUUAAGAACGAGAAAAGCGUCUCUCAGAAACUUCAGAAAUACCCGUGGGUGAUGUGGCUGACCUUCCCGAUCGGCGUCGGCACCAUUUUAUCCGGCGGUAUCUUCUACAUGGACGGAUUCGAACCCUCGACCGCACUGAAGAUCAUCUACGGCGCUAUACACAAGCCCCUGUUCCAGUGCAACAUCAUCAUUAUCAUCAUUGCCUGCAUCUUUAAGGUGGAAACCGUGUUCCGUGGCAUCCUCGAAUGGCGCGGCUUCACAUGGAUGGGACGCGUGUCAUACACCGCGUUCCUGAUGCACUCACUGUUCCAGCGUGGUGUGGUGGGCUCACAGCGCCUGCCGUCUUACAUGUCCGAUUUCUACAUUGUGGUGCUGCUAGCAGCCACAAUCUUCCUAGCGUUCGGCGCCGGAGCCCUGCUCUGGGUGACUGUGGAGUCCCCGCUCGCCAUCGUCACCAAGAACCUCCUGUCCCCUCCCAGGAGGAAGAGGCCCGAGCCAGCUGAGGACGCCAAGGAGAAGGAUGUUACCACCAAAGUUUAGGUUUAAGUUAGAUUAGUUGGAGACUAGACCCGCCCCAGUUAACAACCCUUAACCAAUACUUAUACGGGCCAUUUUUUUUUUCAAAGUUAUCCAUCCUACUUUUUUUUUAUUUAGAAAUUUUUAUGUGGUUUCCACUCAGAAUCA
Messenger RNA from Leguminivora glycinivorella, 1118 nucleotides. RefSeq lists its product as uncharacterized. The transcript is spliced from 6 exons. The record is from RefSeq and is a predicted model, not a curated record. Bases 237 to 974 code for a protein of 245 amino acids. Lineage: Eukaryota; Metazoa; Arthropoda; Insecta; Lepidoptera; Tortricidae.